CCAUUUUUUUUGAAUGAUUAUUUAAAUAUAUUCGAUAACUAUCCGUCGCCCUGAUACCUGAUAACAAUGGAAUAUAUAUACUUUUCCACUCUUUCCAUUAAAGAUCGCUGGAAGGUAACAGAACCGGUACAUAAGCAAGCAAACGGCGCUGGGACAAAGUUCAACCUUUGAUCUUCAUAAGAAAAUGAUGCAUUUAAAUCUCCUAAGACUUGGGGCCUGCAGAGUCCCAAGUAGACUGAUGUCCACAAAGUCAACUUCUGUCGAGAUCAAUGAUAAGACUGGAGUGGCUAUUCUUUCCAUGUGCCGGCCGCCAGUUAACAGCCAAAACGUUCAAUUUUUGCGGGACUUAAAAUCAUCCAUUUACGAAAUCGAGAACAACAAAAGCAGGGGUCUCAUCUUAACAUCCGCGAACUCAAAUGUGUUCUCAGCUGGUCUGGACAUCUUGGAAAUGUACAAUGCGGACAAGGAGCAACUGGGCACUCUUUGGACUGAGCUGCAGAACGUCUGGAUAGCCCUCUACGGCAGCGGUUUACCCACAGCAGCUGCCAUAAAUGGCCAUGCUCCUGCUGGAGGCUGCCUUCUGGCUACUGCCUGUGAGUACCGUGCUAUGCUGCCAAACUGUGUAAUCGGACUUAACGAAACCCAACUUGGAAUUAUUGCUCCUAAAUGGCUGAUGUCUGGCUAUCAGAACAUCCUGCCCCAGCGCCUAGCAGAGCGGGCUCUAACACAGGGUCGCCUCUUUACCACGGAGGAGGCCUUGAAGGCGGGUUUGAUCGAUGAAAUUGUAAAUUCCAAGGAGGAGGCUUUGGAGAAGUGCCUGAAUUUCAUUGGAACCUUUGCCAAGGUCAACCCCCUCGCCCGGAGCUUGACCAAACUGCAGUUCCGUGCCGCCAAUAUCAAAGAAUUUGAAAAGAUUCGCCAGAAAGAUGUGGAGGACUUUGUCUCUUUGGCUUCCCGACCAGAAGUUCAGAAAGUUAUGGGUGAUUAUUUGGAGAACUUAAAGAAGAAAAGCAAGAAGUAAUUUUGCCCAAUAAAUGUUUAUAAGCAAA
Molecule: messenger RNA, 1049 nt
Organism: Drosophila ananassae
Lineage: Eukaryota; Metazoa; Arthropoda; Insecta; Diptera; Drosophilidae
Product: enoyl-CoA delta isomerase 1, mitochondrial
Exons: 4
Coding region: 185-1021 (278 amino acids)
Biological process (GO): fatty acid beta-oxidation
Cellular component (GO): mitochondrion
Molecular function (GO): enoyl-CoA hydratase activity
Source: RefSeq, a predicted model, not a curated record